AUGUCGUUAUAUUGGCCUGAUUCUGAAUUAGGACGUUUCGAAAACUCAGUAUCUCGUUUAUUUGACGAUUUUUUUAAGGAUUUUGACAAUGCUAAAAAUCCGGGAAGUGUGCGAAAAAAUAACCGGGGUUACAAGGUUCUACCUCUCGAUGUUCACGAAAGUGAAAAAGAAUUCGUUAUAAAUGCUGAAUUACCAGGAGUUACUAAGGAACAAAUUAACCUCGAUGUUCGCGAAGGUGCGCUUUAUAUUUCCGGUGAAACUAAACAAGAUGAAAAAUAUAAUGAAGGAAAUGCACAUAUUCAAGAACGUCGAUACGGAGCAUUUUCUCGUACUAUUUCUCUUCCUCGAAACGUUAAAACUGAGAAUAUUACUGCUAGGUUUGAAAAUGGAAUUCUUGAAGUGAAAAUCCCAAAAGAUGAGGAGAUGCAACCCAAGAAAAUUGACAUUAGAUAA
This is a messenger RNA of Dentiscutata erythropus, 453 nucleotides long. Lineage: Eukaryota; Fungi; Glomeromycota; Glomeromycetes; Diversisporales; Gigasporaceae. The record is from the annotation of a GenBank genome assembly.